Trichechus manatus latirostris (Florida manatee) is the source of this 1681-nucleotide messenger RNA. It is a transcript of the gene MSRB2, whose product is annotated as methionine sulfoxide reductase B2. The transcript is spliced from 5 exons. Gene Ontology annotation, cellular component: cytoplasm. NCBI's taxonomy places the organism in Eukaryota, Metazoa, Chordata, Mammalia, Sirenia, Trichechidae. Gene Ontology annotation, biological process: protein repair; response to oxidative stress. Gene Ontology annotation, molecular function: peptide-methionine (R)-S-oxide reductase activity. The record is from RefSeq and is a predicted model, not a curated record.
AUGGCGCGCCUCCUCCGGGCGCUCUGCGGCCUCCGCUUCCGGGAGACGCCUCUGCGGGUUGUGCGAAGCCGUGCGGGUACCGGUGGCCUUGGCGCGAGGCACAAACCUAGGGAAGCAGGGUCUCUGACAAAGUGUGAGCCAUCUCUUGCCAAGAGUGACUGGCAAAGGAAACUGACCACAGAGCAAUUCUACGUUACGAGAGAAAAAGGAACUGAACCGCCUUUCAGUGGGAUCUACCUGAAUACCAAGGAGGCAGGGAUGUAGCACUGUGUGAGCUGUGAUAGUCCACUCUUCAGUUCUGAAAAAAAGUACUGCUCUGGCACUGGGUGGCCUUUAUUUUCUGAGGCUCAUGGUACAUCUGGCUGUGAUGAAAGUAACACUGGGAUCCUGAGACGUCUGGACACUUCAUUAGGAUUGGCUCACACAGAGGUUGUCUGCAAGCAGUGUGAAGCUCAUCUUGGCCGUGUAUUUCCUGAUGGACCUGAGCCCACUGGUCAGAGGUUUUGCAUCAACAGUGUGGCUCUGAAGUUUAAACCAAGUAAACACUGAUUAUCUCAAGAGCCCCUUUCUCUUCCACUCCUUCAUUUACAUCCUCAAUUUUUAAUGCAUAUAAAUGAUUCAUUUUAUUUACAAUAGCAAGGCAAGCUUGCUACUGUCACCAAGAGUGUCACGGCUUCUCUUAUUUAUCUGUCUUGAAGCAGAUCAACCCUGACUUCUGCUUUGACUGUGGUAUUUCACAAAAUGAUGGAGGGAUAGCUAUUGGCUGCUGUAGGCUUUGCCUGGAACAAAAGAGUAUGAUUCUUUGGGGACCUAGGAGGUUGAUGGACUAGUAAGCCAAAAAUUUCCUCCAAAAUGUCCCUCAACUUCCCACUGCAGUUAAGUCCUUCAUGGACAUGCUAGGUGAGGGAUCAAGUGCAAAGAGGUAGGAAAAUCAGUAUGGGAUCAGGGUAAUCAAAAUCUUAGCUUUGAAAGAGGCAUCAAAGUGUAGGGUUGUGGGAGAGCUGUGCUUUGGGAGACACAUAUGGUCAUCAGUGGGAUGCAUGACUUUUUUGAAAUUUUAGAAUGUUUUGAACAUUCUAGUUCCAAACUUUCUACCCACAAAUAAGCUCCAAUGGGAGCUUUUUAUAUUUCAGUGAUAAUGAAUGAUAUUCACCCUCAUCCCUUUUGCCUAGAAAGAUAAACUUUGAAAUGUUCAAAUAAAAUUUUUACUGGAAUUUGUUUGAUUUUUGUCUAAGUCUGUAUUUACUCUUUUAUAAAAAUGACACUAAAUCAAAAUGACAAAAAAUGGUUAGAUCACAUGGUAGUAAGCAUUUGGCUAUACCAAGACUUGGCAACUCAGGUGUUUUACAUAUUGAGAGACUUGAUUAAUUUGUUACUGGAAUUGUUUAAAUCAUUCUCUUUGAGACUUUAUGGGUAGAAAAAAACUUAAUUAUUCCAUUUUCUCUCUAUUAAUUGGUUAGUUGUGCAUUGUUUUAUUAUUCUUUUAGUGAUUACCCUGGAAAUCACCAUAUGCAUUUUUAACUUGCACAGUCAUUUACAAAUGACUACUUUUUUCUGCUUCUCCAAGAAUGCUAAUCUUAGAACAUUUUAACACCAUUAACUCCUUCCCAGAGCUUAUAUUAUUAUUGUUAUAUGUUUAUUUUUACAUAUAACUUUAAACCCCAUAGUUCAUUAUUUGUAA